This is a messenger RNA of Prunus armeniaca (apricot), 2754 nucleotides long. NCBI's taxonomy places the organism in Eukaryota, Viridiplantae, Streptophyta, Magnoliopsida, Rosales, Rosaceae. The record is from the annotation of a GenBank genome assembly.
AUGUCUCUUUCUCUUGCCACAGCUAAUACUGUCCAAAGGCUCUGGCUUUUGUUUCCUGCGCUCAUCAUCUACUUUCUAAUCAUUCUCUCGUAUGGAGUUGGAGCUCAAAACAGUAGCAAUAUCACCAACGUUGGAGCAAUCAUUAACGGUAAUUCUCGUAUUGGGAAAGAACAGAAAACUGCCAUGGAAAUUGCAGCUGAAACCUUCAACAACCGUUCAAAGACUCAUAAGCUCAUCCUUCAUUUUCGAGACUCCGGCACAGACCCCUUUCUUGCUGCUUCUGCUGCUGAAGAGUUGAUAAAGGAAAAAAAAGUAGAAGCCAUAGUUGGCAUGGAGACUUGGCAGGAAGCAGCUCAGGUAGCUGAUCUUGUGGGAAACCAAGCUCAAAUUCCAGUGAUCUCAUUUGCAGCACCCUCUAUAACCCCGCCACUAAUGCAACACCAUUGGCCAUUUUUGAUACGAAUGGCAGCUGACGGUUCUGCUCAAAUGAAAUGCAUUGCAGAUAUUGUUUCUGCCUACCAUUGGAAAAGGGUGGUUGUGAUAUACGAAGAUGAUGGGUAUGGCGGUGAUGUUGGGAUGCUAGCUCUUUUAUCUGAGGUUCUUCAAGAUGUUGGUUCAAAGAUUGAGCACCGUUUGGUUCUUCCACGAGUUUCGUCUCUGUCUAAUCCGAAUUGGGUUGAGCUGGAAGAGCUGUUGAAGCUUCCCACCAUGCAGUCUCGGGUAUAUAUUGUGUUCCAGUCAUCUUUACCAACAGUGGCUCAUCUAUUCAGAGUGGCUGAGAAGAUGGGACUUGUAGGAAAAGAAUCAGCUUGGAUAAUCACAGAGAGUAUCACUAGUUUGCUUGACCCUCAUGAAACCUCUGAUAUAUCAUCCACCAUGAAAGGCACUCUGGGAAUCAAGACCUACUAUGCCAAAAAUACUAAUUCUUUUGCCACGUUCCAGAAGCAAUUCCAAACAAAGUAUCCAGAAGAAGGCAACCCCGAGCCAGGAAUUUACGCUCUUCGAGCAUAUGAUGCUAUUAGAAUCAUUGCACAGGCCAUAGGAAGAAUGACUAGUAAUAACUCUACUAGUCUUCAGCUGUUGUUAAAUACAUUAUUUAGCAAUUAUACCGGUUUAAGUGGGAAAAUGCGGUUCGAAGCAGGUGAGAUAUUGUACUCUCCGGUACUCAGGAUCAUAAAUAUUGUGGAUGGGAAGAGAUUCAAAGAACUCAACUUUUGGACACCAGAUGUUGGUUUCUCAUUAGAAGAAACAGGCAAGAUCAGAGAUGGUGAUGCUGGUGGAGUAAUUUGGCCCGGUAACCUCACGCAUGUCCCCAAAGGCUGGGCAAUGCCUACUGCUGCGAAGCCAAUGAAAAUUGGGGUACCUGGUAAAACAUCCUUCAGCAAAUUUGUGAAGGUUGAUCCGUCCCUGGACAAUUCAGAUAAGAAGAAAUAUGUCGGUUUCUGCAUUGCAAUUUUCGAUAUGGUGAUAGAGAGAUUGAAUUACUCUUUGCCAUACGAAUUUGAAGCCUUUGAUGGCCUCUAUGAUGAUCUGGUAGAACGAGUCCAUAACAAGGUUUAUGACGCUGCGGUUGGCGAUAUAACAGUACUAGCUGGCCGACUGGAGAAAGUGGAGUUCACUCAGCCAUAUAUGGAGUCUGGUUUGUCCAUGAUUGUUCCAGCAAAACCUGAGAAGUCAACAUGGAUGUUCAUGAAACCUUUCACAUGGCAAAUGUGGGUGGUGAGUGGUGCCAUUUUAAUCUACACAAUGUUUGUAGUAUGGUUCCUGGAGCGCCCAUCCAAUCCAGAAUUUGGUGGCCCAUUGAAGAACCAGAUUGGCACAGCAACCUGGUUUACCUUCUCCUCUCUGUUCUUUUCUCACAGAGAGAAAAUUUACAGCAACUUAACUCGACUGGUUGUUGUGGUGUGGCUCUUUGUUGUAUUGAUCCUAACCUCAAGCUACACUGCUAAUCUGUCUUCCAUGCUUACCAUCCAACGGCUCAAACCAAAUGUGACAGAUAUCGAAAUUCUGAAGAGAACCAACUCGAAAAUUGGUUGCGAUGGGGACUCGUUUGUCAUGGACUACCUGCAGACUGUUCUUGGGUUCAAAAUAGAGAACAUCGUCAAAGUAAGCAGCGAAUACAAAUACACGAAAAAAUUCAAAAGCAAAACCAUAUCUGCUGCCUUUCUUGAACUCCCAUAUGCCCAAGUGUUCAUGAACGAGUACUGUGAGGGAUAUACGUCCACGGCGCCUACCUACAGAUUUGGAGGCUUGAGCUUUAUAUUCCAAAGAGGCUCUCCAAUAGCCAGGGAUUUCACCAAGGCAAUUCUAGAGCUAUUGGAGAAUGGAGAGCUGAAGAAACUUCAAAAUGACUGGUUGACCCCCAAGAAUGAGUGUCCAAAAAAUGUAACUUCCAAUGGACCAGAAAGCUUGAGCCUCAACAGUUUUACAGGCCUCUAUGUGAUAUCUGGUGUUACUUCCAGCUUUUGUUUUCUACUAUCUCUUGCUGUCUGGGGGAGGAGGUUUCAGCAGCAAGAAGCACACCAAGGCAAUGCAAGCCCAAGUCCAAGUGAAGAAACUCUUUGGAACAAGACAGUUAGAAUAGCAAGAUUCUUCUACAGCAGAGAGCUUAAUAUCCCAACCAGAGCUCCAACUUCUGCUAAUUACGCAGAAGAAUGGCAUUCUCCAAGGUGGGAUUACUCCACUGCUUCAAAUACUCCUGAGCAUCCAAGGACCAUAAGGCCAACAGAAAUCGAAUGCAUUCAACAAGAAUAA